CAAACAGUAAAAAAAAUAGGCUAAAUAUACAUUUUCAUAUAUAGAUACAGGCACUUGUAUGUACGUGCCCAUCGCUCGAUAUUUCAAUCCUAAUUCAGUAAAUCUCCCAAUCGCCUUCUGAUUUCCAUUGAAUUUCUACUUAUUUUCUCUCUCCUCUCCCAUUCUACCAGUUUCUUUCUCUUUCUUUCUUCAAUUAGUGAAAACCCUAAUCUUGAAAAACCUCCUCUUGAACCCUAGUGAUUGGAAUUUGUUUCAGCUCGUUUCAACUUUACAAUCGAAACAACCAUUCGGCUUGAGAUAUUCGGUAGUUUCUAUUUUUUUCUUAAUGUACUUUCUGAGUUUGACCAGCAUAAACCCUGCUGAGGUUCAAUGCUGAAGGCAGCAUGCAGAUGAUAGCUGGGAGACAUGCAAAGGUAUCAUGCUGCCAGCUGCACUAGUGCAGUCAAUAACACUGCCAUUGGAGGAUCUGCUAGGGAUGUUUCCCGAGCUGAGUCAUCUUCCAUUCCGUCAAACUUUUCUUUGAAUUCUAGGCGACCGUUACCUUUAACUCCAUAUAAACUGAGGUGUGAUAAAGAACCAUUGAAUUCCAGACUCGGGCUGCCUGACUUUCACCUCCAGACUCCUACUUGUCCUGAGGAGACGUUGACCAGGGACUAUGUGCAGUCUGGUUAUAGGGAGACGGUUGAAGGGAUUGAGGAAAAUAGAGAGACUUCAUUAUCACAAAUUCAGACUUUUACAAAGCCAGUCAUCCUCAAGUGCAAGGAGUCAAUAAGAAAAUGUCACAGGGCUAUUAAUGAGUCCCGUGCACAAAAACGAAAGGCGGGCCAAGUUUAUGGUGUGCCUCUUUCAGGUUCACUUUUAAGUAAACCUGGCCCCUUUCCUGAGCAAAAACCAUGUGGUGAAGAGUUUCGAAAGAAAUGGAUUGAGGGAUUAUCUCAACCGCAUAAAAGAUUGUGUUCUUUGGCUGAUCAUGUUCCUCAUGGUUACCGGAGGAAAUCUCUUCUUGAAGUUCUCAUUAGGAAUAAUGUUCCACUACUCAGAGCUACUUGGUUUGUGAAAGUGACUUAUCUUAAUCAGGUACGGCCUGGCUCUUCCAAUUUGUCUGGUGGUGUGCCUGACAAAACGCAGUUUUCCCGAUCAGAGCAGUGGACAAAAGAUAUCAUAGAUUACCUCCAGGCGCUCUUGGAUGAGUUUGUUUCGAAAAAUAAUUUUCAUUCCACUCUGCAUAUUAGGGAUCGAUCACCACAAAUGGUUUAUCCUGGGACCCUACAACAUCGAAAUGAUGCUGCUUCUACUUCUACUGAUGCUGAUGAGCCUUCUUUGCAUUUUAAGUGGUGGUAUGUGGUUAGGCUCUUACAAUGGCACCAUGCAGAAGGACUGAUUGUUCCAUCUCUCAUUAUUGAUUGGGUUUUUAAUCAACUGCAGGAAAAAGAGCGUCUUGGGAUUUUGCAGUUGUUACUGCCUGUAAUAUAUGGUGUAAUCGAAGCCGUCGUAUUAUGUCAGACCUACGUGCGAACUCUGGUUGGCAUAGCUAUGCGUUUUAUUCAAGAACCUUCUCCUGGUGGGUCUGAUCUUGUAGAUAAUUCCCGAAGGGCUUAUACCAUGUCUGCUCUUGUUGAGAUGCUUCAUUAUUUGAUAAUUGCUGUUCCUGAUACUUUUGUUGCUUUGGAUUGCUUUCCCUUACCAUUGUGUUUGGUAACUAAUGUGGUCAAUGAUGGGAGUUUUUUGUUGAAGAUAGCUGAAGAUGAAAGCAACAUGAAAACUGGUCCCCUUGAAGUAGCCUGCUUGCAGAGAGACAAGGGUGUUGAGGUUCACCCUGACUCUUUGACCAUAAACUGUAUUGUUUCAUCUAUUCAGAAACGUGCAGAAAACCUUGCAAAGGCUGCCAGACCGGGACAUCCAAGUCAAAAUGUAGCUAAAGCUUUACUGGCAUUAGAUAAAUCUCUUAUUCACGGAGAUGUGUCAGUGGCAUAUAAACUUCUUUUUGAAAAUCUUUGUGAUGGAGCUGUUGAUGAACGUUGGAUUGCUGAAGUGAGUUUGUGUCUACGGUCAUCGCUCAAGUAUAUUGGAGCAGUGACCUUGUCAUUUAUUUCCUCUAUCUUUUUCAUUUGUGAGUGGGCAACUUGUGAUUUUAGGGAUUUUCGCACUGGCCCACCAUCAGGCCAGAAGUUCACUGGGAGAAAAGACCUCUCUCAGAUAUAUAUUGCUAUACGGAUUUUGCAGCUCAAGAGGAGAGAGAUGCAAAGCUUGUCUCAGGGCAAGAACGAGAGUAGCCUUGCUCCUGAUACUCUAGCCAAAGAUCCUGAUUUGCAGAAUAAUUAUCCAGGCAGGUUUCCUGUUGGCAAUGCUUGUGAACAAAAUAAAUACAGUUUAAAGAGUGGGAAAACUAGACAUUUGUCAAAUAUUUUUGAAAGCCCGAGCCCUUUACAUGACAUUAUUGUCUGCUGGAUUGAUCAACAUGAAGUACACAGUGGAGAAGGCGUCAAGCGGCUUCAACUACUCAUAAUGGAACUUGUGAGGGCUGGUAUCUUCUAUCCCCAGGCUUAUGUGAGGCAAUUAAUUGUUAGUGGAAUCAUGGAUGGGAAUGGGAUUUCAGUUGACCUGGAGAGACGGAAGAGACAUCAUAGAAUUUUGAAGCAGCUUCCUAGUUCCUAUGUACAUGAUGCUCUCGAAGAAGCACAGGUUCUUGAAGGAGCAAUGCUUUUGGAGGUGAUUAAUACAUAUGCAAAUGAGCGUCGCUUGGUACUUCGUGGCCUGCUUGAUUGCCAUAAGAGUUCUGGCAGCUCUUGGCAGAAACAAAAGCAUUAUUAUAACUCAGGAGGUGGCAGUGCAUCUCCUUCUUCUGUUGAUCAGUGGAGAUCUCUUCAGGGGAUAUCCAGUUUAACUACCAAAAAUGUUGAUCAAGUUGUUGAGCUUGAAGAUCUAAAGGCUUCAAUAGUAAUGUUGCUGCAGCUUCCUAGUUCAUCACUGUCAAGUGACAGUGGACUAGAAAAUUUUGUUGGGGGUUUUAAGAGAUCUACGGGAUCUUCUAUUACCAAGAUCGAUAUUGGUGAAGGAACACCUGGAUGUGAAGAGUGUAGAAGGGUGAAGAGACAAAAGUUGAGUGAAGAUAGGAGCUCAUACCCACAGGGAUUUUUAUCCAAUGCAUUGGAUGAUGAAGAUAUAUGGUGGCUGAGGAGGGGCCCGAAGUCUCUCGACAAAAUGGAUCCACCUCCUAAGCAAGCCAAGCAAUCUGGAAGGGGGAGGCAAAAGGGUGUUCGUAAAACACAAAGCCUUGCACAGUUAGCAGCUGCUAGAAUUGAAGGUAGCCAAGGGGCUUCCACAAGUCAUGUUUGUGAUAAUAGGGUGAACUGCCCACACCAUAGAACUGGUGUUGAAGGUGAUGCUCCAAAAUCUGGGGAUGGGAUCAGAAUGGCAUAUGGUAGUGACAUUGUUUCAAUUGGAAAAGUUCUGAAAAAGAUGCGACUUGUGGAGAAGAGAACUGUGAUGUUAUGGUUGAUAAGUGUUGUAAAGCAUCUUGUUGAAGAAGCUGAAAAGACUGCAGCAAAAGUUGGUCAAUAUGGCAGACCAUAUUCUGCUGUUGAUGAUGCAAACUCUGUGCGAUGGAAGCUUGGUGAAGAUGAAUUAUCUAUGAUUUUGUAUCUGAUGGAUGUUUCUAAUGAAUUAGUAUCUGCUGCCAGGUUUCUUCUCUGGUUGCUGCCAAAAGCUCUUAGCAGCCCUGCUGCUUCCAUCCACGCUGGUCGGAACAUCUUAAUGCUUCCAAGAAAUACGGAGAAUGUUGUUUGUGAAGUCGGGGAGGCAUUUCUUGUAUCAUCUAUUAGGAGGUAUGAAAAUAUAAUCGUAGCCGCAGAUCUUGUUCCUGAAACCUUGAAAGCUGCAAUGCAUCGAGUUGCAGCCACAAUGGCCUCUACCGGAAGGGUUUCAGGUUCUUCAGCUUUGGUUUAUGCAAGAAAUUUGGUGAAGAAGUACGGAAACGUGGCUAGUGUUGUUGAUUGGGAGAAAAACCUUAAAUCAUCUUAUGAUAAAAGACUCAUUUCUGAGCUUGAAUCUGGAAGAUUGCCUGAUGCGGAGUUUGGCUUCCCACUUGGAGUUCCUGCAGGAGUUGAAGAUCUUGAUGAUUUUUUCCGUCACAAGAUAAGUGGUGUACGGGUGUCCAGAGUUGCUUUGACAAUGAGAGAUAUAGUACAAAGGCAAGUUGAUGAAGUUUUUCAGUACUUUUGUGGCAAAGAAAGAAAGCUUUUUGGGCCUGGUACAGUAAAAAGCCCUGUCUUGGAAAACUUGGAUGAUGGUUAUCAAAUAGCUCAACAAAUAGUAAUGGGAUUAAUGGAGUGCAUGAGGCAAACUGGUGGUGCUGCUCAGGAAGGUGAUCCUACUUUGGUAUCCUCUGCUAUUUCUGCAAUUGUCAGUAAUGUUGGACUGGUUAUUGCUAAAAUUCCUGACUUAACUGCUGGCAAUCACCUAAAUUUCCAGUCCACAUCCAGUUCAAUGCAUUUUGCUCGACGCAUUUUACGCAUCCAUACAACUUGCUUGUGCCUGCUGAAGGAUGCACUUGGUGAGCGUCAGAGUCGUGUCUUUGAGGUUGCUCUUGCAGUUGAAGCUUCUACUGCCCUUGCUCAAGUGUUUGUGCCAGGAAAGGCUCCUCGCACUCAAUUUCAUCCAUCUCCUGAAUCCCAUGAUUCUAGUUCAAACUCCUAUGAAACCUUGAAUAGUUCUGUUAAAAGUGUACUUGGACGAGGGGCAAAAAUUGCUGGAGCUAUUUCUGCACUUCUUGUUGGGGCACUUCUUCAGGGAGUUACUAGCCUUGAGAGAAUGGUUACUCUCUUCAGAUUAAGGGAAGGGCUUGAUCCAAUUCACUUUUUCAGGAGUUUGAAAUCCAACUCAAACGGGAGUGCUCGUUCCAUUGGGGCUCCGAAGCUGGAUAAUUUGGUUGAAGUUUCCACCCACUGGUUUCGAGUGCUUGUAGGUAAUUGCAGAACUGUUUCUGAUGGAUUUAUUGUGGAGCUCUUGGGUGAAGCGUCAGUUGUAGGUCUCUCUAGAAUGCAGAGAGCACUUCCUCUGAACUUGGUCUUUCCGCCUGCCUAUUCUAUAUUUGCAUUUGUCAUAUGGAAAGGAUUAAUUUUUAAUACUGGUGUUGGCUUGCGUGAUGACCUCCAACAAUUGUAUCAGUCCUUAGCAUUGGCGAUAGGUGAUGCAUUAAAGCACCUUCCGUUCCGUGAUGUGUGCCUGCGAGACACUCAUGGCCUUUAUGAUCUCAUAGCUGCAGAUGCCAUUGAUUCUGAGUUUGCAGCCUUACUGGAAUCACAUAGUGCAGACGUUCUUUACAAAUCCAUGGCCUUUGUUCCUCUCAGGGCACGGCUUUUCUUAAAUGCCCUUAUUGACUGUAGAAUGCCACAGUCAUUGCUUAAACCAGAGGACGGUAAUAGGAUGCAAGGGCAAGGUGGCCUAAAGAACUAUUAUCAGGAGAAGGAUGCAAAUUUCAGAGAUAAGCUUGUGCAUGUUUUGGAUACAUUACAACCUGCAAAAUUUCACUGGCAGUGGGUUGAGCUUAGGCUUCUUUUGAAUGAACAAACAGUCAUUGAUAAACUGAAAAAUGAAGCCCCUUUGGCUGAGGCUAUUAAAUCAGUUUCACCAAAUGCUGACAAGGUUGCAGUUUCUGAGAAAGAGAGCAGCUUUGUUGAACUCGUUGUAAUGAGGUUACUUGCCAGACCAGAUGCUGCUUCACUCUUUUCUGAGGUUGUGCACCUUUUUGGAAGGUCACUUGAGGACCAAAUGCUAAUGCAAACUAAAUGGCUUCUUGGGGGCACUGAUGUUCUUUAUGGAAGGAAAUCAAUUCGGCAACGGCUUAUCAUUAAUGCUGAAAAAGAACAUCUAUCAACUAAACUGCAGUUCUGGAAGCCAUGGGGGUGGUGUGAUUCAAACUCUGAUUCGCGGAAAACAAGGGGAAGCAAGAGGAAGUUUGAAGUCGCCUCUCUUGAAGAAGGUGAGGUGGUUGAUGAAGGUUCAGAUGUGAGAUUUCCUGGAAGAGGAUCCACUCAAGUUGUGGAUGUUGAAGGUUUCUUGGUGAGUCAGCAGCAUGUGACAGAGAGAGCAUUUAUUGAAUUAGUUCUCCCUUGUGUGGAUCAAGGCUCUGAUGCCUCAAGAAACACCUUUGCAAACGACAUGAUCAAACAGAUGAAUAACAUUGAGCAGCAGAUAAAUGUACUUUCUCAUGGAGCAGCUAAAUCUGUUGGAUCAGUUGCAUCUGGAGCAGAAAGCCCAGCAAGCAAGGGCAAUAGCCGAAAAGGUAUGAGAGGUGGGAGUCCUGGAUUAUCCAAUUCCAGACGACCUGCGGGACCAGCUGAUGGAGUACCAUCUUCCCCUGCGGGGUUGCGAGCUUCCAUGUCAUUGCGCUUGCAGUUUCUCCUAAGACUACUUCCUACUAUGUGCACUGAUGGGGAGCCAGGAAAGAGUAUGAGACAGAUGCUUGCUGCGGUUAUAUUACGCCUUCUAGGAUGUAGAGUUGUCCAUGAAGCUGCAGGCCAUACCACAAGUUCAACUUUGAAUUUAUCCAAGAGAGAUGUCGAGUCGCUUACAGAGGCUUCUGCUACAUCUGUACUUUUAUCUGGGGAAAGUCUUUUCGAUUGUUUGUUAUUGCUGCUACAUGGACUGCUGAGCAGCUAUCGACCUAGCUGGCUGAAGUUGAAAUCUAACUCCAAGUCCGCCUCCGAGUGCGGCAAGGACUUUAGUGUUUUUGGUCGUGAGGUGGCGGAGAAUCUGCAGAAUGAUCUGAACCGCAUGCAUAUGCCGGACCAUAUCCGGUGGCGCAUUCAAACUGCAAUGCCAAUUCUUCUUCCAUCUGUUCGGUGCUCAAUCUCUUGUCAACCUCCAUCUAUAUCACCGGCUUCGAUUGCUGCUCUCCAGUCCAGCAAUCAGAUAUCAGUUUUACAGCCUCACAAUUCAAUCCUAUCCCAGAGAAAUCCAGUUUCUUUGGUUCGAACUGUCGCUAAUAUGGCAGGGAAGGCUAAGCAACUGCCACUGCAAGAUCUGGACUUGGAAAUUGACCCUUGGACGCUAUUGGAGGAUGGAACGGGUGUGCAAUCUUCGAGUAACUCUGCUGCUAUUGGUGGUAGUGACCAUGCUAAUUUGAGAGCAUCAAACUGGCUCAAGGGGGCCAUUAGGGUGAGGAGGACUGACCUCACCUACAUUGGUGCAAUAGACGAGGACAGCUGAUAUGAGUAGUACUUCAAUUUUGAAUUCAUAUACAAAGGGAGCACCCAGCAGGAAAGCGUCCUCGCUCAUCCGUGACGGGAAAGUGGCCAUCGGGGUUGCUCUAAUUGCCUUUGGCAGCAAAGGCAUCUGCUUAAAGGCACAUUCUUUUUGGGUGCACGGGGUUCUGACUGGGUCACGUGGAGUCAUGGACGACAUUCUUUGGCGGCCUGUCCAUUUUACCUCGCAGCCCUGAUUGACAACUAACCCUUUGAUCACUCCCUUCUGGACAGCACAAUUCUUGGCGCAGUUCAGAACUUGUUGUACAUAUAGGGAUAACUACUUCCCCCUUUUGGGAUGAGUAGAAUGUCUCAGAAAUGAUUUUCUGCUCUUUCAUGCUCAGCGCUUGUUGUUACAUCUUGCAAAUUGAGUAAAGUAUCUUAAGAAUGUUGUAGCUUUUCUAUUUUCUCUCUCUCUCUCUCAUGCUUUGCCUGUCAUUUUUGGUAAAAAUGUUACUUGUUUCUGAUUUUGCAGAUUUUGCAUGAAGCCUGGCCAAGUAACAAAAGUUUCGGGUUUACUUUCCGAUUUCCUUGUUUUUACAUGCGAACAGUAUUAGCGCAUAUUUGUAACAAAGACUUCUUUAGUUUAGGAUUUGUAACAGCCUGGCAUCACAAACUAGACGUAUUGAUACAAUUGUCUUAACAAUUUUGGCUAGUUUUUCUUAAGGUCUAUUCUCCGACCGGCUGCUCAAGCCAGGUCAAAUGUA
Messenger RNA from Coffea eugenioides, 7951 nucleotides. Its product is annotated as mediator of RNA polymerase II transcription subunit 12. Gene Ontology annotation, molecular function: transcription coregulator activity. Gene Ontology annotation, cellular component: mediator complex. The transcript is spliced from 13 exons. Gene Ontology annotation, biological process: regulation of transcription by RNA polymerase II. Lineage: Eukaryota; Viridiplantae; Streptophyta; Magnoliopsida; Gentianales; Rubiaceae. The coding region runs from base 406 to 7209 and encodes 2267 amino acids. The record is from RefSeq and is a predicted model, not a curated record.